UGUAGUUAAGGGGCACCUGCUUUCUGUUGUAAUGUUACAUUUCAGGUUUUGAUGUAGUUUAAAAAAAUCACUAACAUUUUUUUAACAAGUGUAAAUGUUGUGCGUGCCACAAAAUGGGGGUACAGGGACACACACACACACACACACACACUAUAGUUUGCAUGUAUGUAUUCACAUUAGGGGGACAAUGGAACAAUGUACAGAUUUUCAGGACAUUGGGACUUUAAUUCACCAAAGUGGCAUUCACCAGAUUACAAUGUAUAGCAAGGUUAUUCAAAUAACAUGAAACGUUAUUGUUACUAUUUUAACUGCUAUACAGCUAUUCAAACGCUCUAUUUAAGCACAGUAUGUGUAUAUUCUUCUUACUAAACGAUCACAUAAGUACUAAGAUAAAAGUGUACUCCACUAAACAGGACACAUAUGAAUUGAUUGCUAUAGUGAUGACACCGACCGUUCUUCACUUUCACUUUAAAACCCAGGUUUGGAUCUUCAAUAGUGGCCUUUACCUCCACGUACUAUUAUUAGCAUACAUUAUCGGCACUAUAACAUCUUAUUUCUGACGCAUGCCAUGUAUAUAUACCUUUAUUAAUCAGUGCUAAUCCCCGCAUUUUUAGUCUCCGCUACAACAAUGCGCUCUGCAUCGUUCCCGCUUCCAUCUGUUUGAAGAUUAAAGUGUAGGCUACACGAAAGACGACUCGCCUCAUAGCAGUCACUUGUGAUUGGCUGAAUGUUAAUUCACUCAAAUCUAUGUAACUAACCAGAUAACAUGGGCGGGAAUAUUGGCGGAGGUGUGUCGAAAAAGUGCGGAGGACAGAACCAUUUUUAUCUGAAAGUGGGGGUAUUCCCGCACAUGGUGCCACCCCUAUUUAGCGGAGAUACGUGACUUAAGUCUUAAAAAACAAGUGCUUAUGUACAUUUAUAAAAAAUAUAUAUUUUGUAUUGCGGGUUUAUUUGGUGCCCCUAAAGUCUUGGUGCCCCUGGGCACUAGCCCAAUUGCCCAUAUGGUUAAUCCGCCUCUGCCCCCAGUGGCGAAAUGUCGUCGAGUUUUGAAACGUUUCGAAACAGUGAAGACGUAACGAAGUCUCGUUUGCUAAAAAAUCACGUGACUAAGCCAGAUACGCGCUUCGAAGCACUGAUUCCAUACAAAAGAUUCGAUACGGGUUUCGAAGCUUCAUGAAGCCUGUUUCGAAAGCGCCCAUCACCACCUUUCUCUGCGGCUUAGUGCAGCACGAUUGAAGCCAAAAAUUACCAUAAAAUUAUCUUUGUUCGUUAUAACAGGCACUUGAAUGUAUUGGGAUGUCUGCGACCGACUGGUACGCGCACAAGUCGCUGGAAAAUGGGGUAUUUUGGAUCCAGGAACGGUUUUAUGAAUCGGGGAACAGGGCGAAUAUCUGGCUCAUUCGGGGCUCUCAUCAGGACGUCGUCAUAGAUACCGGGCUGGGUUUACGAAGUCUGCCUGAAUACAUCAAUGCUAAAGGGCUGUUAGGGGACGACGCGAAGCGAAAGAACCCACUGUUAGCAAUAGCAACGCAUGUGCAUUUCGACCAUUCGGGUGGGCUGCAUCAGUUUCAACAGGUGGGCGUGCACAAGGCAGAGGUGGAUGCUCUGGCUAACGGAGAUAACUUCGAGACCGUGACAUGGCUAUCUGACCGCGAGAUCGUGGAGGACCCAGCACCUGGAUGGAGGGCAAGACAGUACCGAGUGAAGGCUGUGACGCCAACACAUAUAUUACAAGAAGGUGAUGUCAUCAAUCUUGGGGACCGGCAACUGACUGUCCUCCAUAUGCCGGGUCAUUCCAGAGGCAGCAUUUGUCUCCAUGACAAGGAGAGUAAGAUGCUGUUCAGUGGUGACGUAGUCUAUGACGGUUCCAUGAUUGAUUGGCUGCCCUACAGUAGGAUCGGCGACUACGUGCGUAGCUGCGAGCGGCUGGUGGAGAUGGUCAAGAAAGAAGAGAUUGACCAGGUCAUGCCGGGCCACUAUAACACUUUUGGCAGCAAGCGGUUACAUCGGUUAGCCUCUAACUACAUCGCUGGUGCAGGUAUCUGCCACAGAGCCUCUGCCUGUGUGGUGAAGUCCAUUGCUGGCCUGGCACUUCGAGCAUCCAAUUCACAAAGUGCCUGUUUGUAGAUGUGAUGAAGACUAGUAUGCAAACAAAUGUUGCUUCACACAUCAGUUUUGAGCAUAUCGAAGACACUGAGCAACACAGUGUGUUGUCGGAAGUACAGUAUGCUGUACAGUAUUUGUGUUGGUAAUGGUUUAAAAUCUUUGUGCUGCUUGUCCUUUAAGCCAGUGGUUCUCAACUGGUUUGGCCAUGGGACCUACAUUUUCUAAUGGUCAUCAAGCCGCAACCCAAUUUUUUCAAAAUAAAAAAUUUGCAGAUAUGACUAAUACUUAGGAAUGAACAGCCUAUAAGAAAAGGCUAUUCAAAAGCAGUCCCAAAGUAGUUUUUAAAUUAAACGAUGUUUGCAUGAGUCGCCACAGUCAUGUAAACAUAUACAAAAAUAACACAAAGUGAAAAUGACAUGGCAUUUUUGGGUUAUGGGAACAAGAGUUACUAUAUAUAAUAUACUCAAUACUAAUAUGAACUGUUAAUGAAACAUGGAAACUGCUGAAUAGAAUAGCAAAUCCUUCCCAGUUAACACACAAAGUACCAGUUAUGUGAUUUAUUGGUAACUUACUUUACUUUUAUUUCACACGUUGCAUGUGUGCAUUGCCACAUUUGCAUGAGUGUGCGCUGCAAGCGAGCAUAGUAUAACGUCUAACAUGACAGAAUAGUUUUUUUUUUUAGGUGAGAGACUUUUUUAUUUUGCAUCAAGUUACGAAAAUUACGAUAAAAUAAUGACACUGUAAACCUGACAGCAUCUCACCUCAGAUACUGAAUGAAUCGGGACAGCGCGUUUUUCUCAGGCACUUUUCACUUAAACUGCAUCUGUCAACAGAUUUCAGGCACGUUUUUCAAAAUAGCAUCAGAAAAGCGUUUAGAAUUACGUUUUCUUUUUUGUUUUUUCUUUGACUGACCCCACCAGUUGAGAAACACUGUUUCAAGACAUCAAAUAAUAGACAUUGCCAUAAUUACAAGGUGCUGUGUGUUAUUUUUAACUUUGAAAAUAGUAUGUCCUUUCACAGCUUAAUGUACUGAGGCAACAAUAAGGAAGCCCACUGCACCUUUAAUCAAUAAUUUAUAAAAACCAUAAUAAAGAUAUAAAAACCA
This is a messenger RNA of Triplophysa rosa, 3211 nucleotides long. It is a transcript of the gene mblac2, whose product is annotated as metallo-beta-lactamase domain containing 2. Bases 1297 to 2127 code for a protein of 276 amino acids. The transcript has 2 exons. The record is from RefSeq and is a predicted model, not a curated record. Lineage: Eukaryota; Metazoa; Chordata; Actinopteri; Cypriniformes; Nemacheilidae.